AUGGCAGCCGAUUGGAAGGACCAGUAUCUGGCCGCGCUGAAAGCCCGGGAUGCGGUCGAGAAAGUCAAUGUGGAGUUAUACGACCACUAUAACCGACUCGCGGAUCAAAAGGCCGAACUUCAGAAGCAUGCGGCCACAACCAGAUCAGGGGCAGAUGGAUCUGCUGUGACGCCUCUAAAUUCUGCACCAAUACCGUUGGUGGGAUUCAAACGCGUCUCAUCGCCUCCGCCGGAUCGAAAUUCACCAUCUUUGGCGCAGAUGCGACAAGAGCUUGCUAGGGCUCAGCAGGAGAGAGCUGACUUGCAAAUGCGGUUAGAGACAGGAACUCGUGAGCUCAAUGCGCUGAAGUCGACAGCCAGCCAGGAUACCAAGAAAAUGUCUCAACUUUCCAGCAGUGUCAAACAGCUUACUCUGAAGCUCAGAGAUCGAGACGAGGAACUCAAGGGGAAGGCCAAGCUCUUGGAGAAUGUUCAAGACGAAAACGUUACUCUCAACCUUCAGCUCAACAUGGCAGAAGAACAGCAGAAGAAGCUCAAGAAGGAGAAUCAGGAACUGGUCGAUAGGUGGAUGACUCAUAUGGGGAAGGAGGCUGAUAGAAUGAACGAUGAACACAAGUUUGGCUGA
This is a messenger RNA of Cyphellophora europaea CBS 101466, 624 nucleotides long. RefSeq lists its product as uncharacterized. The transcript has 2 exons. Lineage: Eukaryota; Fungi; Ascomycota; Eurotiomycetes; Chaetothyriales; Cyphellophoraceae. Gene Ontology annotation, biological process: autophagosome assembly. The record is from RefSeq and is a predicted model, not a curated record. The coding region runs from base 1 to 624 and encodes 207 amino acids. Gene Ontology annotation, cellular component: autophagosome membrane.